This is a messenger RNA of Hordeum vulgare subsp. vulgare (domesticated barley), 2624 nucleotides long. RefSeq names its product G-type lectin S-receptor-like serine/threonine-protein kinase At2g19130. Lineage: Eukaryota; Viridiplantae; Streptophyta; Magnoliopsida; Poales; Poaceae. The coding region runs from base 18 to 2528 and encodes 836 amino acids. Gene Ontology annotation, molecular function: protein serine/threonine kinase activity; ATP binding. Gene Ontology annotation, biological process: protein phosphorylation; recognition of pollen. The record is from RefSeq and is a predicted model, not a curated record. The transcript has a single exon.
ACACCCCCCUUCUUCUCAUGGGAGCACACAAAUCUGCAUGCACCAUCUCUUCUCCAGUUCAGGCCAUGGUCGCCCUCUACAUAUUACUCGGCCUUCUCCUCUCACACGCUCCUCCAAGCUCCUCUGCAACCGACGCUCUCACGGCGGGUCAAGUGCUCAUGGUCGGGGAUAAGCUCGUCUCAAGCAACGGCAAGUUCGCGUUCGGCUUCUUCCAGUUUCAGCCAGCAGCAAGUACCAUCAUUAGUAAGUCUACAACCCCCGUAUCCAACUGGUACCUCGGCAUAUGGUUCAACAAGAUACCUGUUUUUACUACCGUGUGGGUUGCCAAUAGGGAGGACCCAAUCCCCAAUAAUCCCAGCUGGCUCAACCAAACGCACUUCCAAAUCUCAAGCGAUGGCAAUCUUGUCAUCAUACACCAAGCCGCUGUAAUAUGGUCCACUCAUAUUGUAAGCAAUAAUAGGACACAAAACACUACUACUGGUGUACUCCUGGAGAACACAGGAAAUCUAGCCCUCACCUCAUCAUCUGCCCAAGUGUUGUGGCAGAGCUUCGACUACCCGACAGAUGUUUUGCUUCCCACCGGCAAGGUUGGCUGGAACAAAGUCACCGGUUUGAAUCGCCGGGGCAUCUCAAGGAAGAGCACCGUUGAUCCGGGGCUUGGCUCGUAUAGCAUAGAGCUAGAAACCAAUGGCAACGGGAUAAUCCUCAAGCGCCUACAACCCUCGGUAGUGUAUCGGGUUUAUGAACCCGAAACAUCAACCAUACUCAAACUUUUGCCAAGAAUCAAGAAGAUUCUACAGUUGGAUCCACGGACACAAGGUGUGGUUGUCCCAGAUUAUGUCAAUACCCCACAAGAGCAGUACUACACGUACACCUCACCAGAUGAAUCGUCUUCCUCAUUUCUCUCACUAGACAUCUCUGGACAGAUCAAGCUCAAUAUUUGGUCACGGGCUAACCAGUCUUGGCAAACAGUACUUGCCGACCCUGUUGAUGCCUGCACUCCAGCUGCAACAUGUGGUCCUUUCACGGUAUGCGACGGCACUACGCAAGCACCAUGUGUCUGCAUGAAGAACUUCACAAAGAAGUCCCCGCAACAUUGGGAGUUUGGUGAUCGAACACAAGGGUGCACCAGAAAUACACCGCUUUAUUGCACUAGUGACAAUAAGACGACAAGUUCAACGGACAUGUUCCACCCCAUUGCUCAUGUUACAUUGCCCUAUCACUCGCAAAGCAUAGACCUUGCUACUACUCAUAGCAAGUGUGAGGAAGCUUGUCUUAGCUCUUGCUCCUGCACUGCUUAUUCCUAUGACAAUAGAAAUUGCUCCGUCUGGCAUGGAAAAUUGCUUGGUGUCAGUCUUGAUGAUGGCAUUGAAAUUCAUUCUGAAGAUAUUCUUUACCUUCGGCUCGCAGCCAAAGAUCUGCCAACUUUGCCAAAGGACAAAAGAAAACCAAAUGUUGGAGUUAUCACUGCUGCAAGCAUUAGUAGUUUUGGGUUUCUGAUGCUCAUGAUGUUGCUAGCGAUUUGGAGGAAAAAACUUAGGUGGUCUAGUUUGUCAGUAUACGACAAUCAAGGCCCCAGUGGGAUUAUCACAUUUACAUACACUGAUUUAGCUCGUGCUACUAAAAACUUCUCUGAAAAGAUAGGAACGGGAGGUUUUGGUUCUGUAUACAAAGGAGUGUUAAGUGACUCAACUAUUAUAGCAGUGAAAAGGCUUGAUGGUACCCGUCAGGGAGAGAAGCAAUUCAGAGCCGAGGUGAGCACAAUUGGACUGAUCCAACAUGUCAACCUAGUGAAAUUGAUUGGUUUCUGCUGCCAAGGAGAUAACAGGUUGCUUGUAUAUGAACACAUGUUAAACGGGUCUCUUGAUAGUCAUCUAUUUCAGAGCGAUGGCGUUGUCCUAAAUUGGGAAACAAGGUACCAAAUAGUCCUAGGAAUGGCCAGAGGCUUGUCCUACUUGCAUCGGAGUUGUCGCGAGUGCAUCAUACACUGUGAUAUUAAGCCAGAAAACAUUCUUCUCGAUGCAUCAUUUUUUCCAAAAAUUGCAGACUUCGGGAUGGCAACGUUUAUUGGAAGGAAUUUUAGCCGAGUCUUGACCACAUUCAGAGGAACAAUAGGUUAUCUUGCCCCAGAGUGGCUUAGCGGAAUUGCUAUCACACCAAAAGUUGAUGUUUACAGCUUUGGCAUGGUACUGUUCGAGAUCAUAUCUGGAAGGAGAAAUUCAGCUGAAGAAAAUAGCGGCAUCAGUGAUCUUGUUGAAUAUUUUCCUAUCCAAGUAAUCAGGAAGCUUCAUGGGGAAGACAUGCAAAGUUUGGUGGACCCAAGGUUAGAAGGCAUGUUUGAUUUGGAAAAGGCUGAAAGGGUAUGCAAAGUAGCAUUAUGGUGCAUCCAAGAUAAUGAGUCUCAUCGUCCAACAAUGAGUGAAGUGGUUCAUGUUCUUGAGGGUCUCAACGAGAUUGAUCUGCUCCCGAUGCCAAGACUACUUGCAGCUAUAACUGAACGCCGCAAUGGAACUGAAACUUCAGUGUAGUAAUCUAGAAAUUAUUUUGCGGUCAAUGUACUUAUCUUUAUUUCGGAAAAUCUUUGUAUGGUGUAUUGGAAUUAAUGAAGGAAGGCAAGCUUGCAA